GUCUCUGUCCUGAUGUCUCUGUCCUGGUGUCUCUGUCCUGAUGUCUCUGUCCUGGUGUCUCUGUCCUCUUUCUGUCCUGCAGGGUGAAGUAUUUGUGGACGCCGUCCGUCUGCAUGUUCACGGCGUUCGGCGUGUGUUCUCCUGACCUCUGGAUGACCUUGUUCAAGUGGCUCCGGCUGAAGUCCGUCCAUCCGGUCGUGUUGUCUCUGAUCCUGAGCACGGCGGUUCCGACCAUCAUCGGCUUCAGCUUGUGGAGAGAGUUCUACCCGCGGGUUCUGGCGGAGCUGGCCGACCUGCAGGAGUUCUACGACCCGGACCUGAUGGAGCUGAUCGCCUGGAUCAGGUCUCAGGCUCCAGCUGUGUUCGCCGGCAGCCCUGUUCUACUGGGAACCAUCAAACUGUGUUCUGGUUCCGUCGUCACCAGUUUACCCGUUUACUCCGACUUGGACCUGCUGAGGAGAACCGAAGAUACCUUCCAGGUGUACGCCAUGAUGUCUGCCGAGGACGUCUACAAGCGGCUGGCGGCCCACAGAACCGCCUUCGUCAUCGUGGAGGAGUCCAUCUGCAGCGACGUCCAGCUGAGGACGGGCUGCCGGGUCAAAGACCUGCUGGACGCCGCCAACAGACAGGCGGCCCGGUCCCAGAUGGACUCCUUCUCCAAGCACGGCCGCUUCUGCCAGGAGGUCAAGAUGAACUACUCCCCCUACACCAACUACUUCACCCGGGUGUUCUGGAACCGCUCGUACCACGUCUACAGGGUGAACCCCGUCAUUUCCUUCCAGUACUGACCGCUGGACGGCUCUGGACCGGCUCUGGACUCUGCAGUCCUGGCUGCAGUACUGCUGAUGGCCACCUGGUGGCUGAAGAGGCGCUUCGGUCCUCGCUCAAGUCACAGCUGGUUCUGAUUGUCUGAAGCUCUGAGUCGGUCAGGUUCUGCAGUGGGAAUGUCCUGCACAGACGUGGUUCUGUGCAAAAGUUAUAGGUCAGAAAAAAAAAAAAA
This is a messenger RNA of Poecilia reticulata (guppy), 1000 nucleotides long. The record is from RefSeq and is a predicted model, not a curated record. Lineage: Eukaryota; Metazoa; Chordata; Actinopteri; Cyprinodontiformes; Poeciliidae.